This is a messenger RNA of Aspergillus wentii DTO 134E9, 667 nucleotides long. RefSeq lists its product as uncharacterized. NCBI's taxonomy places the organism in Eukaryota, Fungi, Ascomycota, Eurotiomycetes, Eurotiales, Aspergillaceae. Bases 83 to 667 code for a protein of 194 amino acids. The record is from RefSeq and is a predicted model, not a curated record. The transcript is spliced from 2 exons.
CUUCCUUCCAUCCACGUAAUUUAAGAAUGAUUCCAUUUCCCGACAUUUUGCCAAACCCAAUAGACCUAUCCAAAUCCUAACCAUGUCUCAUUUUGUUCCAUCGAGUGCCUCACCAGGCAAUUCAUUCUACAUUGACCCAGCCGUUGUUUCGUCUUUCAUGAGCGACAGCAGCCUCGUCAUAUCCCCCCAAGGCUUCGGCAACCCGUUCCCCAUCUACUCCGAACCUGCAUCAAACAUCUCAAACAAUACCCCGAUGCAAACUGAAGACAUGCUCCACCAAUCCAUGUCACCUUAUCUAAGCCAUCACUUUAGUCCAAGCUUUGCACAUGCUUUCCCUGUCCUUGAUGGAUCGAUUUCAGGCUACACCAGUUUUGGCUCGGGGAUCUACGAUCCAGGCGCUGCCAGUAAUAGUGUGAUCGACAAUCACCCCAGCACUCCUACCCAUGCUCAAGAGGAUGAGGAAUCGAGAGACGGCUCUGCAGUUGAUUCUCCGAUCUUCGAAUCUGGCACUGAACAGCAAGAUGGAGAAAGCUCUCCGAUACCAAUGCAAAUGGGAAGGCUGUACAUCCGAAAGGACAUUCAACCGCGACGCAGAACUGAUGCGACACAUAAAGAAUAUCCACGUACGACCUCGCGCGUAUACCUGCACCGUUUCUGGAUGUCGUAA